AUGUCUGCAGGGGCCGGAAAGGCUGGUUUUGGGCUGGUUCAAGCUCUUGAAUCUGGCCCAGAUCUUACCGAGCUAGCUAGCGUCGCCGGGCUCCGAGGGGACAACGAGGGUUUUUGGGACGGACGUUGGGAGUUUCAAAGUGCCGCCGCGGAGGAGGCAGCGGAGACCAUGAGGCCGGUGUUCUGCGGCAACUUCGACCACGACACCCGCCAGUACGACCUCGAGCGCCUCUUCUCCAAGUACGGCCCCAUCAGCCGGAUCGACAUGAAGAUAGGCUAUGCUUUCAUUUACUUUGAAGAUGAGCGUGAUGCAGAGGAUGCUAUAAGGCGUCUCGACAAUGUGUCUUUUGGUUACGACAGGCGCAGGCUCUCUGUAGAAUGGUCCAGGCAAGUUGAACCAGUGCCAAAGAGCCGUGAUAGACCUACUGGGGAUGUAAAGCCAACGAGAACCCUCUUUGUUAUCAAUUUUGACCCCAUGCGCACUAAGAUUCAAGACAUCGAGAGGCAUUUCGAACCGUACGGCAAGAUUGCCAACAUUCGCAUUCGAAGGAACUUUGCGUUUGUACAGUAUGAGACGCAAGAGGAAGCUAGUGCUGCUGUCAAGAACACUAACAAGAGCACCAUAUUGGACAGGGUAGUGACCGUUGAAUAUGCCUUCCGGGAUGAUGACAGCGAGAGAGAUGACAGAUACGGCAGCCCCAAGCGAGGUGCUUAUGACAGGCGUCGUGGUAACCCCUACAUGCGCUCACCUAGCCCAAGGUACCGAAGGGAGUACAGUCCAAAUUAUGAUCGGCGUGGGCGUUAUCCUGGGUAUGAUCGCCGUGAUGGAGCAAUGUAUGAAAGGCGAAGCCCUGUAUAUGAUCGCUACAAUAGGGUCAGAAGCCCUGUAUAUGAUCGUUACGACAGGGGCAGAAGCCCUGUUUAUGAUCGCUAUGAUAGGAGAAGAAGCCCUGGCUAUGAUCAAUACUAG
Miscanthus lutarioriparius is the source of this 969-nucleotide messenger RNA. The record is from the annotation of a GenBank genome assembly. Lineage: Eukaryota; Viridiplantae; Streptophyta; Magnoliopsida; Poales; Poaceae.